GCAGGACUCCAGCUGAGAUCUUCUACCAUGAAGCUCUUCUCCUGCCUCAUGGCUCUGCUCCUCUUCCUCCUCCAGGCUGUUCCAGGUCUCGGCUUGCCCAGAGACACCUCCCGUUGUGUUGGCUACCAUGGGUACUGCAUCCGUUCCAAAGUCUGCCCCAAACCAUUUGCUGCAUUUGGAACAUGCUCUUGGCGUCAGAAAACCUGCUGCGUAGACACUACAUCAGACUUCCAUACUUGUCAAGACAAGGGGGGCCAUUGCGUAUCUCCAAAAAUCAGAUGUCUGGAAGAACAGCUGGGACUUUGCCCUCUAAAAAGAUGGACGUGCUGCAAAGAAAUAUAAUGAAGACCUUGCAGAAUUGCAGAAAGCCACAGAAGUGCACAGACAAGAAAACAAACAAGCUUUCUUGCUAGGGUUGUAGAGAAGCUGCCCGACUUUCUCAACAUACGAAGUCUGCAAUUCGUUAGAGGCGACGUGCUUUUUUAAUCCACACAACAAAGGCAAUAAACAUUAAAUAAACAGUGCAACAGUCCCAUAUAUACACAGAGAGAGGCAGAAGGUCUCUGUCUCACACACGCACACGUAGAAAUGCACAGAAACACAGCUGUUAAACCCUUGGAAACCACAUCCCCUCCCACUCCAAACUUCUCCUCCCUCUUCUUUCUGUCCCAUCGUGUGGUCUGUCCUGGUUGGAGAUCUCCAGUCGAUGUCUUCCUUCAAGACACACUCUUUGCUCUCAGUGCUCACUCUCUAAGCCAAACCUUGGGAAACAGUGACUGUGUCCCCCUCUUCCUGAAUCCCAGCACCUCUCAGAAGGUCACCUAUGUCUGCAGCGCAAAGAGCCAACGUGUUUGCAGUUGUCACAGCCUUGUGUGCAGAGCUGUGAGGGCAGAUGAAAGCUUGAUCUUCUUUAUGUUAUUUAUUUACGUUCUGUUACGUCGUUCAUUCAUCUUUGUGCAGAGAGCUGCGGUUCAGGAAAUUCCGUGAGAUCAUCCCAUCUUAGUUCCAAAGCAAAGCCUCUGUGCUUAGUGCUGCAUCAGGGAAAAUGAGGCUGCCUGUGAAGACGGCAUCUUUUCCUUCCAUUAAAAAAAUGGGUGUGGUAGGAGAGAGCUGUGAUCUCUUUGAGUGUUGCCCAUUUUCUGCUUCAUACAGACGCAGCCUGUGGGUUUCUUCGGCUGGAGGGAAUAUCCCAAGUCCAUUCCAUACUGUUCAUAUGGUUCGUCUUUCCUGACUGGCUGAGAGCCGAAGCAUUUUCCAGUUUAAUGUCAGCCCUUGAUUUAUUUGUCUUUGCAUCAGUGUUUGAAUAAAUUGUUUUAAAAUUCA
Messenger RNA from Gallus gallus (chicken), 1323 nucleotides. It is a transcript of the gene AvBD11, whose product is annotated as avian beta-defensin 11. Gene Ontology annotation, biological process: defense response to Gram-positive bacterium; innate immune response in mucosa; defense response to Gram-negative bacterium. Bases 28 to 342 code for a protein of 104 amino acids. Lineage: Eukaryota; Metazoa; Chordata; Aves; Galliformes; Phasianidae. Gene Ontology annotation, molecular function: CCR6 chemokine receptor binding. The record is from RefSeq and is marked provisional. The transcript is spliced from 3 exons.